GAGUCUGGUUCAGGUGAGAGAGAGAGAGAAAAGAAAGAAGAGUCUGGUUCAGGAGAGAGAGAGAGAGAAAUAGAAAAGGAGGGUUAGAGUCUGGUUCAGAAGAGAGGAAGAAAAAAAGAAAGAGAGAGAGAGAGAGAGAGAGAGAACACUUCUAUAUAAAGAAAGCAUCCGGGAUCGACGCGGCGUGUGUCCGGUAUCUUUGACAGUUUGUUUCUCUGUGUGCUGGAGAGAAAGGUAUCGCUCACACGCACACUGUUGUGUUUGUGGACGCUGAUCGGUAUAUCUCUGAUGUGGAGGACAGUUACACCUGGCUGCUCCUGGUUGUGAGUGUAAUGCUGGGUAUGGGGGUGUGUCGGGAUCGGUCCACGGUGCAGGCACGGUAGUGUUGUCGCUGUCAAGCGGACUGUGCUGCGUGUUAUUAUAUAGCCCGUAGCUCCCUUCGCUCGGGAGCGCUGACCUGCUCGUGUUUAUAACCAGGCAGCGCUGUGUGACGCUUCGUGCAGGUGCUGUCAGCUGCUUAUGAUUUCAUAAACAAGCUGCAUUCUCGUUAUUGUUUGCGUUUCUGUUUUAUACAGACUUUUGAAGUGUUUGGUUUCCUUUCAGUUCUAGAGAUUUGCUAAUGCAAAUCGGAUUAGGUAGAUAAACAGCUCUGGUCAGGGUCUGUAGUUCCAAUAAAGCGCUGAUCGUUAAAGUGCAAAAGAAAGAGGCGCAGCUCGGACCGUGCGCGAUGCUAGCCGGUUACACUCAGGCCUUCUAGACGCCGCCAGUGAUUAAUCACACUUAAACUACCGCUUCACUAAAAGCAAACUAAGUUCAUUAUCGCGCCGAUAGUAUCCAGGAGUCAAGGUGCUCUGUAUUGAGGCUGCACCGGAAGGAAGGCACGGCGAGCGUGUUGCUCUGUGUUUCCAGGGCGGUCUCAACAGAAAGAGAUCCCGGCGGAGUGUGUGUCACACCCGCCCCGCUUCAGAGAUACCGCUCUGCAGUCUGAUCCCCGGGUCCUGUCCGAAGCAAGCAGGGAGACAUUGCCAUGACAACACUGGGAUGCCGUGCAGGGUGGCUGGGGAGCACUGUGCUGCUACUGGGAGCCCUCCUGGGACUGGGACACGCCAUGACCAAAGAGGAGAGACACAAACUCAGGGAUCAAGUAUUGGAGAUGUUUGACCAUGCAUAUCAAAACUACAUGGACCACGCCUACCCCGCUGACGAGCUGAUGCCUCUGACUUGCCGGGGCCGGGUUCGAGGGCUGGAGCCAAGUCGAGGGGAUGUGGACGAUGCGCUGGGCAAGUUCUCCUUGACACUGAUUGACACAAUGGACACUCUGGCGGUGCUGAAUAAGCCUGUGGAGUUCGAGGAGGCAGUGCGGAGGGUUCUGCGUGAUGUGCGGCUGGAUAAUGACAUUGUGGUGUCUGUGUUCGAGACCAACAUCCGAGUGCUGGGGGGUCUGCUGGGCGGGCACUCCAUGGCCCUGAUGCUGCGCGACGGGGGACGCUACAUGCCCUGGUACCAGGAUGAGCUGCUCAGCAUGGCUAAGGAGCUGGGGCUGCGUCUGCUGCCUGCCUUCAACACCUCCAGUGGACUGCCCUACCCCCGGAUCAAUCUGAAGCACGGGCUGCACAACCCUGAGUCCCGCACCGGCACGGAGACAGACACCUGCACUGCCUGCGCCGGGACCAUGAUACUGGAGUUCGCUGCCCUGAGUCGCUUCACUGGAGAGCCGGUCUUCGAGGCACAUGCGCGCAGAGCCCUGGACUUCCUGUGGGAGAAGCGGCAGCGCAACAGCAACCUGGUGGGAACCACGAUCAACAUCCACACUGGAGACUGGGUGCGGAGAGACAGCGGGGUGGGGGCUGGAAUAGACUCCUAUUACGAGUACCUGCUGAAGGCUUACAUCCUGCUGGGAGAUGACAGCUACCUGGAGCGCUUCAACACUCACUACUCCUCCAUCAUGAAGUACAUCAGCCAGCCUCCUCUCCUGCUGGACGUGCACAUCCACAAACCCCUGCUGAAUGCGCGCACCUGGAUGGACUCGCUGCUCGCCUUCUUCCCAGGACUGCAGGUGCUGAAAGGGGACAUCAAGCCGGCGAUCGAGACACACGAGAUGCUCUACCAGGUCAUCAAGAAGCACAACUUCCUGCCGGAGGCCUUCACCACAGACUUCAGGGUACACUGGGGCCAGCACCCCCUGCGUCCCGAGUUCGCUGAGAGCACCUACUUCCUGUACAAGGCCACAGGAGACCCCUACUACCUGGAGACGGGGAAGACCAUCCUGGAGAACCUGAACAAGUUCGCCCGAGUUCCCUGUGGCUUCGCUGCCAUGAAAGACGUGCGGACCGGCAGCCAUGAGGACCGCAUGGACUCGUUCUUCCUUGCUGAGAUGUUCAAGUACCUGUUCCUGCUCUUUGCGGACAAGGAGGACCUGCUGUUUGACAUGGACCACUACCUGUUCACCACCGAGGCCCACCUGCUGCCCCUCUCGCUGUCCACCUGCAACCACACUGGAACCCGGAGGAACACGACUGCCCAGGAACUGCUAGAUCUGGCUGAUCUGGACGACAGUAACUUUGACUGGUCCUGCCCCAACACACAGGGGCUGUUCCCAAACAACCCUGCCUUCGCACACAGCAUCCGAGAACCAAUCAAGAACGCGGUGGACAAGAGCUGCCCCCGGCCCGGGCCCCGCAGGGACUCUGGCCCGCAGCCCCCCCUCCGAGCGAGGGACUUCAUGGCGAACAGUCCCGAGCAGCUGGAGCUCCUGCGCAGGAUGGGGGUCAGUCUGAUCCACCUGAAGGAUGGCCGAGUGCAGCUGGUGCAGCACGCCACGCAGGCUGACAGUGCUGUUGAUGCGGAGGACGGCUUGCGCUUCAUGCAGGAGAUGAUCGAACUCUCCAGCCAGCAGCAGAAGGAGCAGCUCCCCCCUCGUGCUGUGCAAAUCAUCUCACACCCCUUCUUCGGAAGAGUGGUCCUGACCGCAGGACCUGCACAAUUCGGGCUGGACCUGUUCAAAAGCAAUGCGGGGGCACGGGGAUCUGUGGCGCUGACAGAGCCCUUCAAUGGCUGCUCCAAGGUGACCAACCCAGACGUGCUGGCCGGGCGCAUCGCUCUCGUGCAGAGGGGCCAGUGCAUGUUCGCAGAGAAGGCGAGGAGCAUCCAGCUAGCUGGAGCCAUAGGGGGCAUUGUCAUCGAUGAUAAUGAGGGCAGCAGCAGUGACACUGCACCCCUGUUCCAGAUGGCAGGGGAUGGGAAGAGCACUGAUGACAUCACCAUCCCGCUCCUCUUCCUGUUCAACAAGGAGGGCAAAAUCAUCCUGGAUGCACUGAAAGAGUACAGAGAGGUGGAGGUGCUGCUGUCUGACAGAGCCAGGGACAGAGGUGCCGACACGGAGAGUCCCGCCUCGAAACCAGAGGAAUCCUGCUCUGCUGUGGAGAGGGGGGAGCGUGCAGCCAACCUCCCCCUGCCAGGCACACAGCAAGAGGAGGAGGCUGUGGACACGGAGACAGGACUCCAGGGGGACACUGGCCAGGACCCAGAGUCCAUCCUGUCAGACUGGAGAGAGGACCUGGAGGCCUUCCAGCAGAUGGAGAAGGAUGAGCUCUGACCAUCCUUUCCCAGGAACGCAUGUGGUACAAACCAGAACGAGGCAGAGGCAGCUCACUCUGGGAUCGUUCCAAAAGGACUCCAGAAAGGGGGGGAGCCUGAGGAAACACGAACACUGUCUUCCAGAGGAGUAUUAGAAUAUUCUUUGUUUAUUGGACGGGGAGUAACUGAUGAACAGGAAAUCCAAACGCAGGAAUGGGGGGGGGGGGGGGCUUCAGGACCUCGAGCUGCAGAUUCAAGUAAAUAUAAUGGAGAUUAAUUUUUGAUUUUUGGAUUAUUGUGGGCAGGGAUCUCCAGCCCUGGUUCUGGAGAGCUGCAGGGGCUUCUGCUUUUCAUUUCAACUGACUUCUCAGUUACUUCAUUGAACCAAUUAUUGUCUUAAUUAGUUCAGAUUAACAUGUUCCAAAUCAUUAGCCACUAAUGAUGUAAAGACAUCUGGAAAACCUGCAGGAUUAGAGCUCUCCAGGACCAGGGUGGUCUGCGCUGACUCGAGUGCAGAGACUCGGUGAUUCAUUCAGUGUACAGGGCU
Messenger RNA from Polyodon spathula (Mississippi paddlefish), 4123 nucleotides. Its product is annotated as ER degradation-enhancing alpha-mannosidase-like protein 3. Bases 1028 to 3595 code for a protein of 855 amino acids. Gene Ontology annotation, biological process: mannose trimming involved in glycoprotein ERAD pathway; endoplasmic reticulum mannose trimming; carbohydrate metabolic process. The transcript has 19 exons. Gene Ontology annotation, cellular component: endoplasmic reticulum; membrane. Gene Ontology annotation, molecular function: mannosyl-oligosaccharide 1,2-alpha-mannosidase activity; calcium ion binding. The record is from RefSeq and is a predicted model, not a curated record. Lineage: Eukaryota; Metazoa; Chordata; Actinopteri; Acipenseriformes; Polyodontidae.